AUGAGUUUCGACUACAAACAAACCGAUUUCGAGGUCAAAUUGUUCUAAAUAUCGGUUGCUUCAAGAAAAAUUGAAUUUCAGACUGGAGACGUGGCACAGAAGGAGAAGGAGUCCUGGAAAUGCUGGGACAGGACGCGGUUCUUGAUUUGUCUUUUUGGGUGAGUAUAUCUUUAAGAAUAUCUCAAGAAUCAAUUGGUUUUUUGAAAAGAGGUCAACUGAAAAGUUGUGGGAAAUUUUGUGCUCUACAACUUUGUAGUUGACAAUUUUACACGAAAAUUCUGAUUUCUCGAGUUAGGAGCGAGUUUAUGAACAGUAAGGGUGAAAAACGGAAAUGUUGGUGAGCACACUUUUAAGAAAAGUUCUGGAAACGGUAGCAGAGUCGAUUUCUUUCCGGUUCCACUAGUUGGACACUCUGUUUGUGACGACUUGUUAUGUGACCUUUCCUUGCAGAUUAGUGUGUAUCACAUGCACGAAUGCCAACAUGAUUCUGAUGAAUUUCACCGUGAUUUGCAUGAAUGACGUGAUUGUCGAACAGAAAACAGAUGGAAAUUCUACACGUACGUCUGGAAAUUUGGUACCAUUUCGGAUAUUCUGUUUCAGAUUGGCUUGAAAAGUCCUCGGACAUCUCGCUGACGUUCUCCGCCGCUGCGAUCGGCGCGAUCUUCGGCACCGUGCCCGCAGUGACUCUGAUUUCGAAAUAUGGAAUACGGUAGGCCAUGAGGCUUCUGGAAGCGAUGAUGAUUCUCUGAUUUUCAGAAGAGUGCUCACGAUUUAUGGGUUGCUCUCGGCGGGCGGCACUCUGCUCAUGCCGUUCUCGGUGGCUUGCGGCCAGAUUCCGGUGCUCGUCGCCCGGUUCUUGCAGGGAAUCGGCGCCUCCGUGCUCUAUUCGUCCAUCGGAACCGUCUCCGAAUCAUGGAGUCCGAUUGCCGAGAUCGGAACCUACGUGGCAUUUCUGUCGUCGGCCUUUCAGAUCAGCAACAUCGUCACGAUGCCCUCGGCGGGGCUUCUCUGCGAAUCGACCCUGGGCUGGCGAUCCAUUUACUACAUUUUCGGAGCGAUCACUGCAGUUCUAUAUGCUCUUUUCUACUGUUAUUAUCGAGAUUCACCGGAAAAUCACAGACAUGUGAGCAGCAAAGAACUCAAGAAGAUUCGGGACGGAAAACCGAGCACUUCGAGGGCUCUCGUCAAAGUCCGCUUCUCGCGCAUUUUCAGCGAUUGGGAAGUGCUCGAGAUUACGUUUGCGGUGAGUUGAGAGGGAAAUUCGGAAGGAAGCGAAAAACGAAAGAUGAUUUCAGAUAAUCGGAGGGAGCGCCGCUGUCAUUUGCCUCAACAACUAUGGUCCCAUUUAUCUGAACAAGGUGAGAAGGCACGCUGAAAAAUAUCUCAGCUACCGUUAAAGAUAUCAAAAAAUUGUCAACUGACAAAGUGUUCAACAAGAAAUUGUGUACAUUUCAUCAGUUGACAACUUUUUGAUAUCUCCAUCGGCAGCAGAGAUACAUCGAUUUGAAUGACGGGUUUUGUAAAAAAAACCGGUUCUAACUCGAGAAAAACUUGUGAACGUUCAUCAACAAAAAUAUAAUUUCCAGGUGCUCGGCCUGAACAUUCGCGAAACGGGCUACUCGAAUGCGAUCCCCUACUUCUUCGCCGCUAUUGUCAAGUUCGCUGCGGGACCAGUCACCGACCGGAUGGCCCAUAUUCCCGAAAGGGUACGUUUUGCCGAUCAAAAAUCUCUUCUCCUUUUUUCUUUUCAAUUCCCCCCCCCCUUCCAGACCCGUCUCAUAAUUUUCGCGUUGAUCCCGCAGAUAACGAUGGCCGCCGGCUUCCUCGUCAUGUCAUUCGUGAGCCCAUCCAUUCCAGCUCUUUCCAGAACUUUCCGAUUUUCAGACAAACGACGUCAUCGUCGCGCAGCUCGCCUACACGGUUUCCGUCGUUUUGGCCGGUCUUAACGUGAUUGGAAUGGUCAAAUGCGCACAAAUUGUGAGUUCCCAUUCAAACUGCUCUCCAAUUUUUGCUCACUUCCAGGUGGCCAAAGAGCACUUGUCGCUGAUAAUGGCGGUGAUUUCGAUGAGCUCCUGGCUCGCCGCCUUCGUGCUUCCCAUCGUCAUCGGCAUCGUUUGCCCGAACAACACGCACGCCGAAUGGUCGCGAUUCUACCUCUGCGUCGCCGUUUUCGUCCUUCUCUCCAAUCUUCCUUUCCCGUUUUUGGCGCGGGUGGGCGAGGUGCGACGAGUGGGUCCUGCCACGAAAUUCUAA
Caenorhabditis sp. 36 PRJEB53466 is the source of this 2253-nucleotide messenger RNA. NCBI's taxonomy places the organism in Eukaryota, Metazoa, Nematoda, Chromadorea, Rhabditida, Rhabditidae. The record is from the annotation of a GenBank genome assembly.